AAAAAACUGACUCUGAAGCUGAAGGGCGUCGGGCGCGAUGGCUAAUGCCUCCCCAGACCUGGACAACGCGGAAGCCCAGCGCCAGCUCAACAACAACAACCGACCAAUCAGCUCUGGGUUCUGGGAGACGGAGUGUACCAGCUCCAAGCUGUUCGAGUGCUCCCGCAUCAAGGCCCUGGCAGACGAACGAGAUGCGGUGCAGAAAAAGACUUUUACCAAGUGGGUUAACUCCCAUCUGGCCAGAGUGUCCUGUCGUAUAUCUGACCUCUACAACGACCUGAGAGAUGGAUACAUGCUCACCAGACUGCUGGAGGUCCUCAGUGGAGAGCUGCUGCCGAGGCCUACUCGGGGUCGUAUGCGGAUCCACUGCCUGGAAAAUGUUGACAAAGCUCUGCAGUUCCUCAAAGAACAGAGGGUUCACCUGGAAAAUGUUGGUUCCCAUGACAUUGUGGAUGGGAACCAUCGCCUCACCCUGGGCCUUAUGUGGACCAUCAUUCUACGCUUCCAGAUCCAAGUGAUCAAAAUAGAGACAGAAGACAACAGAGAAACCCGCUCUGCUAAGGAUGCCCUACUGCUCUGGUGCCAGAUGAAGACCGCAGGGUACCCUGAGGUCAACAUUCAGAACUUUACCACCUGCUGGAGAGACGGCCUUGCCUUCAAUGCCCUCAUACACAGACACAGACCUGACCUGAUAGAGUUCCACAAGCUGACGCGGUCCAAUGCAACCCAUAACCUCCAGCAAGCCUUCAACAUCGCUGAGCAGCACCUCGGCCUCACCAAACUCCUGGACCCUGAAGAUGUGAACACAGAGAACCCUGAUGAAAAGUCCAUCAUCACUUAUGUGGUCUCCUACUACCACUACUUCUCAAAGAUGAAGGCUCUUAUCGUGGAGGGCAAGAGGGUUGGCAAGGUACUAGACAACUGUAUUGAGGCAGAGAAAAUCAUCAACCGGUAUGAGGCUCUGGCGUCAGACCUGCUGGACUGGAUCGAAAAGACCAUCGCGGUCAUCAGCAACCAGAAGUUUGCCAACUCACUGACAGGAGUCCAGCAGCAGCUACAGGCCUUCACCACCUACUGCACUAUAGAGAAGCCAAUCAAAUUUCAGGAGAAGGGAAAUCUCGAGGUCCUUCUCUUCACAAUCCAAAGCAAACUUAGAGCCAACAACCAGAAACCAUACGUGCCUCAUGAUGGGAAGCUCAUCUCAGACAUCAACAAGGCCUGGGAGAGGCUGGAGAAGGCUGAGCAUGAGAGGGGUGUUGCUCUGCGCAAGGAGCUGAUACGUCAGGAGAAGCUAGAGUUGCUGGCUCAGCGCUUUGACCACAAAACCACCAUGAGACAAGCCUGGCUCAAUGAAAACCAGAGACUUGUAUCACAGGACAACUUUGGCUAUGACCUACCAGCGGUCGAGGCAGCAAUGAAGAAACACGAGGCCAUCGAGGCAGACAUAGCCUCGUAUGAAGAGCGAAUUGGAGUGGUGGUUGAACUUGCAGCAGAGAUGGAGGCAGAAGGAUACUAUGACAUCCGACGUAUCUUGGCACGCAAGGAGAACAUCCUGGGGCAGUGGGGUCUGCUGAAGGAGCUGGUGGCAGGGAGGAGGACCCGUUUGGAGAAGAACCUGGCCCUGCAGAAGACUUUUCAGGACAUGGUCUACAUGAUCGACUGGAUGGAGGACACACAGGUCCAGCUGCUGUCAAAGGACUUUGGGAAGCAUCUUCUGGAGGUGGAUGACCUGCUGCAGAAACACAGCCUGCAGGAAGCCGACAUUGCAGUGCAGGCUGAGAGGGUCGAGACACUCAACACAGCUGCACUCAAAUUCACCACAAUAGAGGGUUACCAACCGUGUGACCCACAGGUGAUCUGUAACCGCGUCAACCACGUCUCUUCCUGUCUGGAGGAGCUGAAACAACUGGCAGCUAAAAGGCGUGCUGAGCUUGAGGAGUCGAGACAGCUGUGGGCCUUUUUUCAGGAACUGGAGGAGUCAGAGGCCUGGAUCAGGGAGAAGAGCUCCAUCCUGGGAGCUCAGGGUUAUGGGAAGGACCUCAGCAGUGUGCUGAGGUUACUACAAAAACACAAGACUCUGGCUGGAGAACUGCUCGCCCAUCGGUCACUGCUGCAGAACACCAUGAAGCGAGGAAAACAGAUCCUGAGUGAGAAGAGCUUCGGCACUGCAGGGAUCCAGGAGCGCAUCAUGGAAGUGAAGGGCGAGUGGAAGCGACUGGAGGACCAGGCAGCGCAGCGUCUUGGCCACCUGCAGGAGGCACUCAACUUUUUUCAGUUCUCCACGGAGACAGACGACUUGGUGGCAUGGCUGCAGGACGCUUACCGCCUGGUCUCCAGCGAAGACUUCGGACAUGAUGAGUACUCCACUCAGUCACUGCUGAAGAAACACAGAGGGGUCAGCGAGGCCAUCGACAAACAUCGUCUUCAUGUGGUGACGCUGCGCAAACACAUGGUGGGGCUGCCCCUGCAGUACCGUGAUCAAGAGGAGGUGCAGGUUCGCAUGGGAGAGGUGGAGCAGCUGUAUACCGAGGUGGCUGAGGUGGCGGUGCUCAGACAGCAGUGGCUUCAUGAUGCCCUCGCUGUCUACCGCAUGUUCAGUGAGGUCAACGCCUGCGAGCUGUGGAUUGAUGAGAAGGAGCAGUGGCUGGACAAGAUGGAGAUCCCUGAGAGACUGGAGGACGUGGAGGUGGUGGCACACAGGUUUGAGAGUCUGGACCAGGAAAUGAACAGCCUGAUGGGAAGGAUCCUGGAUGUUAAUCAGAUAGUUCAGCAGCUCCUGGAUGGAGGUCACCCGUCUUCUACAGAGGUCCGAGGUUGUCAGGAUCACCUCAACUCCAGGUGGAACAGCAUCGUGGAGUUGGUGGAGCAGAAGAAAGAUCAGCUGGACUCAAUGUUACGUCUGCAGAACUACCUGCUGGAGUGCGCCGAGAUCAAGUCCCAGAUCCAGGACAAGAGAAAAGCCAUCGACGCCACCCAGUACGUAGGCAGCGAUCUGGGAGGAGUCCUCGCUCUGCAAAGACGCCUUUCCACCAUGGAGGGAGCCUUGUCUGUCCUGGAGCCCAAACUACUGCAUCUGCAGGAGGAGGCAGAGCAUCUGGCCACCGUUCACACAGGUCGGGCCAUGGAGGUUCUUGUGCCGUUUGAUGGCAUCAGUGUGGAGUGGGAGGAGCUGAAACGCACCCUGCAGGGCUGUGAAGACUCACUGAUGGUGGCUAGCAGGCUGCAAAGCUUCAUACAGGAUCUGGACUCAUUCCUUACCUGGUUGGUCCAGACGCAGACAGCUGCAGCCUCAGACCAGCUGCCCAACGACCUGGAGGAGGCAGAGAGACUGAUCAACAAACAUGCUGCCCUCAAGGAGGAGAUAGGACGGUAUGAAGAGGACUAUGAGCGCCUGCAGGCCAUGAACGAGCUGCUUGAGUCCGAGGAGGCUCCCCUACCCCAGGCCGCCUUGCAGCAGUGGCUCCAGAAGCUCGAUGUCGGCUGGAACAAACUGCUAGAGAUGUGGGAGAGCAGGAGAGAAGUUCUGGUCCAGGCUCACAUUUUCCAUCUGUUUCUGCGAGACGUUAAACAGGCGGAGUCCUUCCUCAAUAACCAGGAAUCUGCCCUUGCUCAUGUGGAGUUGCCCACCACGGUGGAAACGGUUGAGGCCGCCAUAAAGAAACACAAGGACUUUACCACCACCAUGGAGCUGAACCUGCACAGGAUCAAAGCUGUGAUCGAGGCUGGAGAGAGUCUGAUCAGUCAGAGCAACAUCUACUCUGAACGCAUCAGGGAACGCAUCGACACCCUCGCCAACAGGGGAAACCAGAACAGAGAGCUGGCCCAGCAGUGGCUGGAAAAACUGAACGAUCAGUGGGAACUUCAGAGGUUUCUCCAGGACUGUCAUGAGCUGGGGGACUGGGUGUAUGAGAAGAUGCUGAUGGCGAGGGACAGCAGCCGAGACGAGACCCAGAAGCUUCAUAAGAAAUGGCUGAAACACCAGGCCUUCAUGGCCGAGUUGGCCCAGAAUAAGGAAUGGCUGGACAAAAUUGAAAAGGAGGGCCAGCAGCUGAUCCAGGAGAAGCCAGAGCUCAGCCCUGUGGUUCGUAAAAAGCUGGAGGAGAUCAGGGAGUGCUGGCAGGAUCUGGAGAGCACCACCCAGGCCAAAGCCCGCCAGCUCUUCGAGGCCAACAAAGCCGACCUGCUGGUACAAAGCUACGAAAGCCUGGACCAGAGACUGGGACAGCUGGAGGGUCAACUGGCCUACGUGGACCAGGGACAAGAUCUCACCACUGUCAACAAGCAGCUCAAAAAACUACAGACCAUGGAGACCCAGAUGGAGGAGUGGUAUAAGGAGGUGGGGCAGCUCCAGGUGCAGGCAGCCUCCAUCCCACAGCAGACACAGGUCAAGGAGACGGUUGCAGAGCGUCAGGCCGCCGUGGAGGCCAGGAUGGUGCGUCUAAUCGAGCCGCUGAAGGAGAGACGACGCAUCCUGCUGGCAUCUAAGGAAGUCCAUCAAGUCGGACGAGACCUGGAGGACGAGAUUUUGUGGGUCCAGGAGCGUCUCCCGAUGGCCAUGUCUCAGGAGCACGGCUCCACUUUGCAGGCCGUCCAGCAGCUCAUGAAGAAGAAUCAGACACUUCAGAGGGAGCUGCAGGGCCACAGGAGCAGGAUCGAGGACGUCUUGGAGAGGGCGGGGAUCAUCGCCUCCAUACGCAGUCCCGAGGCCGACUGUGUCAGGGCCGGCCAUGACCAGCUGGCCCACCUGUGGGCUCUGCUCUGGGCUGAGACUGAGAGGAGGCAACUGGUCCUGGACGCCAUGUACCAGGCUCAGCAGUACUACUUUGACACGGCUGAAGUAGAGGCAUGGCUGAGCGAGCAGGAGCUGCACAUGAUGAACGAGGAGAAGGGGAAGGAUGAGCCGAGUACACUGCAGCUGCUGAAGAAACACUUGGUCCUGGAACAGACCAUCGAGGACUAUGCUGAGACCAUCGGCCUGCUGUCACAGCAGUGUCGACAGCUGCUGGAGAUGGGACAUCCUGACUGUGAGCAAAUCAGCAAGCGUCAGUCACAGAUCGACCGUCUGUACGUGUCUCUGAAGGACCUGGUGGAGGAGAGGAAGAGCCGUCUGGAGCAGCAGUACUGGCUCUACCAGCUCAACAGAGAGGUGGAUGAGCUGGAGCAGUGGAUUGCUCAGAGGGAGGUGGUUGCCAGCUCGCCCGAACUGGGUCAAGACUAUGAGCAUGUCACAGUCCUGCAGGAGAAGUUCACAGAAUUUGCUUCAGAGACGGGCAGUGUGGGACAGGAACGAGUGACAGCUGUCAACCAGAUGGUGGACGAGCUCAUCGACUAUGGCCACUCGGAGGCUGCCACCAUUGCCGAAUGGAAGGAUGGGGUGAACGAGGCCUGGGCCGACCUACUGGAGCUCAUGGAGACCAGAGCACAGAUGCUUGCCGCCUCACACCAGCUGCACAAGUUCUUCUCCGACUGCAGAGAGGUCCUGACUCAGAUUGAGGACAAACAUCGAAGACUGCCAGAAGUUCGGGCUCGGCAGGGCAGCACUGCCAAUACCAGCACCCUACAGAGACUGCUGCACAGCUUCGAACAGGACAUACAGUUGCUGGUCACGCAGGUGCGUCAGCUACAGGAGAGUGCAGCCCAGCUAAGGACGGUGUAUGCCGGCGAGAAGGCCGAAGCCAUCGCGUGCCGUGAGCACGAAGUGAUGCAGUGCUGGAAAGAGCUGCUAACAUCCUGUGAGGAAUGUCGCUUGCAAAUCACCACCGAGACAGACAAGCUGAGGUUCUUCGGCAUGGUCCGAGAUCAGAUCAUGUGGAUGGACUCGAUCAUCUGUCAGAUAGGGACAGGAGAGAAGCCCAGGGACGUGUCCUCAGUGGAGGUGCUGAUGAAUUAUCACCAGAGUCUGAAGAGCGAAGUGGAGGCUCGCAACAGGAGCACACUGGAGUGUAUCGAGAUGGGAAAGACCCUGCUGGCUGCUAGAAACCCUGCGGCUGAAGAGAUCAAGGAGAAGCUGGACAAGGUGGUUGCUAAGCAACUUGAGCUGUCUGAGAAGUGGGACAGGCACUGGGAAGUCCUACAGCAAUUGUUGGAGGUUCACCAGUUUGCACAGGACGCCGUGGUGGCGGAGGCUUGGCUGACCGCUCAGGAGCCGUUUAUUAGCAGCAGUGAGCUGGGCGCGAGUGUAGAUGAGGUCGAACAGCUGAUUCGUCGACAUGAAGCCUUCCGCAAAGCUGCCGCCACCUGGGAGGAGCGAUUCAGCUCACUGCGACGACUCACCACGGUAGAGAAGUUGAAAGCAGAGCAAAGUAAACUACCCCCAACCCCUCUGCUGGGUCGUAAAGUCUUCCUGGACCCCCAAGACGCCUGUCCCAGUGCAUCCACCCUCCCCCGCCUCCCGAUAUCCCCUGUUAUGAGGCAGACCAUCUAUGAACAGAAUGAAGCUAGCUCUCCUCCCUCACCCUCGCCUGCCACCCCUACACCCUCUCCGUCUUCUGUGGUUCGUCGGCUGGGGUCAACAGUUGCCAACUACACCCCUGUAAUGAAUGGCUCCAGCUACCGCCACACCCUGGAGGCACGGCAGGGCAGCGUGGUGGGUGUGGCUGCAGGACUAGGCCAGCCCGCACCUUCUUCGAUUGCAUCUAUUGCCACGGCAGCCAUGCUAGUCUCAGCCAACCAGGUACGAGAAAACGCCAGCACGGUGAGAGACCAGGCAACGAAGGCAAUGAGUCACCUGCAGCCAGUGCAGGCAGCAAGGGAAGUGGAGGUGAAAUCAUCCCCGUAUCUAAGGCAACCUAAAAUCAAACACAUGGAUGACGCAGUGACGCCUCUGCUUGUAGCCAGCAGGCUGGAGAAGGUGAGAGAAAGGGGUAGGGAGAGAGAGAUGAUGAUGGGAGAGAUAGGGACAGAGAGAGCAGAGGUGGCGGUGAUGGCCGAGGUGGUACUCCAGGAGCCGAGAGAGCGUCUGCACAGCGAGCCCACCAGAGGGCCUCGGGGAUCCAGGACUGACCCAUUGGGCCACGCUGAGCCCCAGGUCCAGACGCACACUUACCACAGGGACCACAGGAUAGAACGGCAGCUGUCCAGCGAGCAGCUGAUCCAAGCACGCAGGGACGAGCUGCCUCAGGAGGUGUGGAGGGAACAGGCCGAGAGGCGGGAGAGACGGACACUGGAGAGACAAACGUCCAGCGAGCAGGAGGGCCACGGGAGCCACGAGGGCCGGCGGAGGGAGAGGGACCGACACCGGCUGGAAAGACAGGAAUCCAGUGAGCAUGACACCGGGAAGGAGCACUCAGACAGACGCUCAGGAGGAGGAGAAAAGAGAUCCACCCUGGCAGAAAUUGUAGAGCAGCUGCAAGAAAGAGAAGCAGCACAGGCCCGUGGUGAGGUGCCCCGCCUCCCUAAUGGGUUACCAGAGAAGUCUUCCCGUCCCGACCGGCCUCGAGCUCGGGACAGACCCAAACCACGGCGCCGACCACGACCCAAAGAACCAGGAGAGACGACGCGGCGGUCGAGGUCCGCUCCGGCUCAGAGCAGCCCAGCAGUGCCCCAGCCGCCAACACACACCGCACACCAUGAGGGCUUCCUUUUCCGCAAGCUGGACAUCGAGAGUCUGAAGAAAAGCACCAACAGCAGGUCAUGGGUCAACCUGUACUGCGUGCUAAACAAAGGGGAGAUGGGUUUCUACAAGGACGCCAAGAACACCACCACGCCCUACAACAACGAGCCGCUGCUCAACCUCUCCCACUGCCACUGCGACGUCACCAACGGCUACAAGAAGAAGAAGAACGUCUUCACGCUCAAAACGAAGGACGGCAGCGAGUUUUUGUUUCAUGCUAAAGAUGAGGAGGACCUCAAAGCGUGGGUGAACAACAUCACCGCCAGUAUUACAGAGCACGAGGAGAUUGCCAAAUGGGGUCAGCCCCAACCAACUACCUCAUCCACCGACGAGGGUACGCGCCGCGACGGCAGCAAGGCGGACAACAGGUCAGAGCGAGGCGGCGAGCGCUCAGACCGGGCCGAGCGAAUCGAGAGGGCAGACAAAGAAAGGGAGAAAGAGAGGGAGAAGGAGAAGGAGAGGGAGAGAGGCGAACGGUCGGAGAGGUCGGAUCGCGGUGGGAAGUCGGACGCGAAGCGCUCAGAAAAGUCCGGUAAGAAAAAGUGA
Messenger RNA from Seriola dumerili (greater amberjack), 8158 nucleotides. It is a transcript of the gene sptbn4, whose product is annotated as spectrin beta, non-erythrocytic 4. NCBI's taxonomy places the organism in Eukaryota, Metazoa, Chordata, Actinopteri, Carangiformes, Carangidae. The transcript has 43 exons. Gene Ontology annotation, biological process: actin cytoskeleton organization. Bases 38 to 8158 code for a protein of 2706 amino acids. Gene Ontology annotation, cellular component: cell projection; plasma membrane; cortical actin cytoskeleton. Gene Ontology annotation, molecular function: phospholipid binding; structural constituent of cytoskeleton; actin filament binding. The record is from RefSeq and is a predicted model, not a curated record.